Messenger RNA from Falco peregrinus (peregrine falcon), 2296 nucleotides. It is a transcript of the gene ETV6, whose product is annotated as ETS variant transcription factor 6. Gene Ontology annotation, molecular function: sequence-specific DNA binding; DNA-binding transcription factor activity, RNA polymerase II-specific. NCBI's taxonomy places the organism in Eukaryota, Metazoa, Chordata, Aves, Falconiformes, Falconidae. Gene Ontology annotation, biological process: regulation of transcription by RNA polymerase II; cell differentiation. The coding region runs from base 712 to 1941 and encodes 409 amino acids. The transcript has 9 exons. Gene Ontology annotation, cellular component: nucleus. The record is from RefSeq and is a predicted model, not a curated record.
UUCCAGGAAGGAAAACACCGGCGGGCAGCGGGGCCGCGCCGGAGGCGCUCGCCCCUCCCGCCGCCUCGCGCCGGCACCCCCGCCCCUCCCCCCGCGCCGCCUCCCCCCGCUCCCUGUGCCGCGCGCGCGCGCACCGGCUCGCAGGCGGGCUCGCGCGGGCAGAGCGCGCGCCGUCACACGCGCGCGAACACACGCACAGAGCCACAGGCGCGCGCGGGGGGGGCGGGAGCGGGGGGGGGGGCGGCGUGUGGGAGCGAUCGCGCGCCCUCGGAGGAGCGGCGGCGGCGGCGCUGAGGAGGGGACUCGGGCGGCGGGGGCGCCUCCCCCGGGCAGCUUCGCGGGCCGCGCCGCGCCCGCCGCCUAGGCGAUGGUGGCGGCACCAACUUCCCCUUGAGGGGACGGGCCGAGUCGGGCCGUGCCGCCGGGCCGGGAGAGGAGCGGAAAGUGGGGAAAGCCCGAGAACUUCCUGUCCGCCUCCGCCGCGUCCCUCCUGAGAGAUGUCUGAGGCUCCUGCUCAGUGUUGCAUCAAGGCCAGAGGGACUGUUAAGAAGCCAUGAAUGGAGUCCGUUGCAUCUCUUUAACCAGUGUGUUACAUCUUAUCUGACACCUGCAUGACAGCAGGAAAGAAUUUCGUACACACCUCCAGUGAGCCCGGUACCAAAUUACACUUCCUCGUCACCACUACAUGUCCCAGUGCCUCCAGCGAUCAGGAUGGAGGAAGACACGAUCAGACUGCCAGCACACCUGCGUUUGCAGCCCGUUUACUGGAGCAGGGAUGAUGUGGCACAGUGGCUCAGGUGGGCGGAGAAGGAGUUUUCCUUGAGGCCGAUUGAGAGCAACACUUUCGAGAUGAACGGCAAGGCUCUGCUGCUCCUGACCAAAGAGGACUUUCGAUACAGGUCUCCUCAUUCAGGUGAUGUUUUGUAUGAACUCCUUCAGCAUAUCCUGAAGCAAAGGAAAACCCGUAUGCUCUUCACACCUUUCUUCCACUCUGGGAACUCUAUCCAUGCUCAGCCAGAGGUCAUAUUACACCAGAAUCACGAUGAAGAUAGCUUUGUCCAGAGACCUUCAAGACCAUCCACAGAAACAGUCCACCACAACCCCCCAACCAUUGAACUGUUGCAUCGUUCUAGAUCACCCAUCACCAACAACCACCGUCCAUCACCAGAUCCCGAUCAGCGGCCACUGAAGUCCCCUAUGGACAACACUAUCCGUCACCUCUCCCCAACUGACAGGGUGCCGGGGACAAGGCAUCAGCAAGAGAAUAACCACCAGGAGUCCUACCCUCUCUCAGUGUCCCCGAUAGAAAACAACCACUACCCACCUCCUUCUGAGGUGCUUCAGAAGCCCUCCAGCCCUCGCCAGGAAAACACCAGGGUCAUCCAGCUGAUGCCCAGCCCUAUCAUGCAUCCUUUGAUACUGAACCCCAGGCACUCGGAUUUCAAACCACCAAGGUUGUCUGAGGAUGGGCUGCACAGGGAGGUAAAGCCAAUCAACCUGUCCCACCGAGAAGAGUUAGCUUAUAUGAACCACAUCAUGGUGUCCGUAUCCUCUCCUGAGGACCAUGCGAUGCCAAUUGGAAGAAUAGCAGACUGUAGGUUGCUUUGGGAUUAUGUUUAUCAGCUGCUUUCUGACAGCCGGUACGAAAAUUUCAUCCGAUGGGAAGAUAAGGAAUCCAAAAUAUUCCGGAUAGUGGAUCCCAACGGGCUGGCCCGGCUGUGGGGAAACCACAAGAACAGAACAAAUAUGACUUAUGAGAAAAUGUCCAGAGCCCUACGCCACUACUACAAACUAAAUAUUAUCCGGAAGGAGCCAGGACAAAGGCUUUUGUUCAGGUUCAUGAAGACCCCAGAUGAGAUUAUGAGUGGCCGAACAGACCGCCUCGAGCACCUUGAAUCCCAGGAACUGGAUGAACAAAUAUACCAAGAAGAUGAGUGCUGAAGGGGGCUGGUGCAUCACCUCUGUGGGUCCAUGGGAGAAACAUCUUGCCCGGAUGACUGGCACAAUUUGGGAGGGGAAGCAACAACACAGAAGCAGUACUUGGGGUUGCCGCUUAGCUUGAAGACCACACAGGACCUGAAUCACCUUAACAAAACAAACUUUAACAGGCAGAAGUGGUGCUGGCAGAAAAGUAAACAGGAAAAAGCCUGGACUUAUGCACUACUUCACUGUUCUUACAAAGUCUCCCUUGAGUUCUUUCUUUUCGGUUUGUUUCAGUUUUGGGGUUUUUUUGUUGGUUUUUUUUUUUCCCUAAUAAACAUGCAGUUUGACUUUCCUUAUCUCACAUAGGACAAGA